AUGUCAAACUUUUGACAUUGUGGUUGUUUAUUUUGAAAUGGCAACAAUAAGGAUACCAGAACAAAAAGUGAUUCUUUGCGGAGAGUACGGUGUUGGAAAAAGCUCGUUGUUCCGCCGAUUUACCAACAACACCUUUGUAACUGCCACCGACAGAAAAUCCACAUUAGGGUUGGAUCAUUACGAAAAAACCUAUCAUGUUUGUGAUAGAGAUGUUAAGUUACAAUUGUGGGACACUGGAGGGAUGGAGAGGGUCGCUUCCAUAACAUCAAGCUACUAUAAAUUUGCCGAAGCAGCCAUUCUAGUGUUUUCCUUGGAUAAUUCUUCAUCUUUUAACGCUCUUUCGCAGCAUUUAUUAGAUAUAGUUACAUAUGCCGAAAGCGCAAAGAUUUUUUUGUGUGGAAACAAGUCUGACUUGGUUUCUGAUCUUCCACAAGUUACUGAUUCAGAAAUUGAAACUUUUUGUGAGCAAUGCCAUAAUUUGAUAUCUGGGAUAUACAAAACAUCAUGUAAAACUACAUCUGGGCUUGACGAUAUGUUUACAGACAUAGCUUUUCAAUUAGUACACUCAAAUAGAUCAAGAUUAGAGUUACAAUCGAUGGAAAAACAUGGUUUUAAAAUUUCGCCCAGCGAAGAUUCCCAAGAUGAAGAAAGCUGUUUGUGUUAGUUUUUAGUAAGACUUUUACAAUCAAUUCCGCCCCACUUUAAAAAGAACAAACUUAAUUUUAUCUGUAAUAUUCUUGGUCUUAACUUAAUUUUAUUGUAUUAUUUAAAAUUUAUAGACUGAGUAUGGGGCACAAUUGUGAUAAUUUUGUUACACAAAAUAUUUAAUUUCUCCUAGAGGAUCCGGCAAUAGAAUUUUGAAUUUAAUAAAAAUUGCUGGACCCUGUAAAUUUACAACGCUUUUAACGUUAAUUUAGCUUCUUAAAUUACAAUGCUUUUACAAAGAAAAUUGAUUAGAAUAGUGCCAAAGAUUUAAUAAAGUCUGAAAAAGAAAUACAAUUUAUCAAAUAUCUGGUCCUUAAUAUUAUUUAUUUUUA
Molecule: messenger RNA, 1037 nt
Organism: Brassicogethes aeneus
Lineage: Eukaryota; Metazoa; Arthropoda; Insecta; Coleoptera; Nitidulidae
Source: the annotation of a GenBank genome assembly